This is a messenger RNA of Mycena citricolor, 1590 nucleotides long. NCBI's taxonomy places the organism in Eukaryota, Fungi, Basidiomycota, Agaricomycetes, Agaricales, Mycenaceae. The record is from the annotation of a GenBank genome assembly.
CACUGAGUCAGCUGAGCACUGCCAUCUUUGCAGUUUUCACUGGUCAUCAUCAUCCUGCACUGCACAUCCUUCCUCCAUCCCGCCACAUCCCCAGGACAUACGUAUCCACGAUAGCGUCGACCCACUUCUAUUCUACCCACAGCAUCUCUCUGUCUAGUCAGAGAUCCAUGCUUCGUCCUCCAAUCAUAUCUGAACAGAGAAGAUCCAUAACGCUCCAUUUUCUUUCCGGUUUCCGCUAAAUAAGCUUUUUCGCCCACCAUGGCUGGAUUCGUCAACAUUCGUCGCGAUGUAGACGAUAAAUUCUACCGCUACCGGAUGCCUAUUCUCCUCACUAAAAUCGAGGGCAAAGGAAAUGGCAUCAAAACCGUCCUCCCCAACAUGGCCGAUGUCGCACGCGCACUCAGCCGGCCUCCCAGCUACACCACAAAAUUCUUUGGUUCCGAACUCGGCGCCCAGACCUCUGUCGACGAGAAAAACGACAAAUAUAUCGUCAACGGGGCGCAUCAAGCCGAUCGCCUGCGCGAGCUGCUCGAUGGAUUCAUCGAGAAGUUCGUGUUGUGCAAAUCAUGCAAGAAUCCCGAGACCGAGCUCAUCAUCCUGAAGAGCGGUCGCCAGGAGGACAUCAUCCGCGACUGCAAAGCCUGUGGCGAGCGGACGGGCGUCGAUAUGCGUCACAAGCUCACUACCUUCAUCCUCAAGAACCCGCCGGCCAAAGUGCGCAAAGGCAAGAAGGCGGCUAACACGGGCGAUGCUGCCGCCGGGGUCGGCGGUGCCAAUGCCGAGUCUCCCGAGAACGGGGCCGAAGAGAAUGGGGAUGGCGGUGCUGAGAGCGAUGAUGAGUUGACUAAGAAGAUCAAGGCCGAGGCUGCGGAGCUCAACGAGGACACCGCCUUGGCGAAAGAGGACUGGUCGGCCGACACGUCUCCCGAAGCUGUCAAGGCUCGCAUCAAGGCGCUCGAAGGUGGCAUGAAUGGCUUGGGCAUGGACGACGAUGGCAGCGACGAUGAUGGCAACAGCCCGUACACCCAAUUCGGAAAUUGGAUCAUGGACGCCCCAGAGAUGGAACCUCCUGCUCUCAAUGUCGCCAUCUACAAGAAGGCGGAGGAACUCGGGAUUGAGAAGAAACACAAGACCGUUCUGAUCCUAGUGACCAUCUUCACUGAGGACGUCUUGACGGAGAUCCCCGACUUCGCCCCGCUUCUUCAGAAGAUGGUCACCUCUGAGAAACACCAGAAAGCCUUGCUAGGCGGUGUCGAACGUCUCGUGGGCUUGGCCUUCCCCGAUCUGUUGCCCCAGGUGCCCAAGAUCCUCAUGGCCUUGUACCAGGCAGAUGUUCUCGAAGAAGAGGUCGUCACUCAGUGGGGUACUCACGUCAGCAAGAAGUACGUCGACAAAGACACUAGCAAACGUGUUCGUAAAGCCAGCGAGCCCUUCCUCAAGUGGCUCGAGGAAGCUGACGAUGAUUCGGACGAAGACGACGAUUAAGUUGGUUGUGUCUAUGUAGUCCUCUGUAUGUAAUCGUCAAUUCAAGCCCCCACUCGUCGUUGAAAACGUUGUGAUUCUCUUGUCUUGUUUCACUGGAUCUACUUU